UUUUCAGCUGUGAUAUCAAUAGGCUGAUUUUCAGUAAAUGUGACAAGUGGCCUUUGCAGUGGUCAGCUUCAAGCUUCGAACACUCCGAGGAGGAGGAAAAAAAAAAAAAACCUUGUGUUGCAGUUUCGGAAAACCUUGGAUGAGGACAUUUUUUUCCCCACUCCUGCUUUCCCUAUUGAUAAACUCAGUUCUCCUGAUCACGGUCUAUUCAAGCUGCUUCCCAUCUGAUUUUUGACAACUGCUUCUAAAAAAAAUAUCAAGAAGACCAAGAAUAGAAUUUAUCUCCAUCGCUUUACAUAAAAAUGGCUGGGUGCAUUGCCAUGCUAACACUGCACUAAGUGAUACACGCAGAUGACAGUCAUGUCCCAUUCAAAGGAUCUCAAGGACGACUUCCACAGUGACACUGUACUUUCCAUUUUAAAUGAACAGCGCAUUAGGGGUAUUUUAUGUGAUGUCACCAUCAUUGUGGAAGACACCAAAUUUAAAGCCCACAGUAAUGUGCUGGCAGCUUCAAGCCUUUACUUUAAAAACAUUUUUUGGAGUCGUACUAUCUGUAUUUCAGGUCAUGUACUGGAGCUAGAUGAUCUCAAAGCUGAAGUGUUUACGGAAAUACUGAACUACAUCUACAGUUCCACAGUAGUUGUUAAGAGGCAGGAGACUGUAACAGACCUUGCAGCUGCAGGGAAAAAAUUGGGAAUAUCAUUUCUUGAAGAUCUUACAGAUAUUAAUUUUUCAAGCUCCCCCUGCCCCUAUGCAUACUGUAUCAAUGAGAAAGGGACUGUUAAAGAGGAAAAACAUGAAAAGAGACACGAAGAACCUGCUGUGACAAAUGGACCACGAAUUACAAAUGCAUUCUCAAUUUUUGAAACUGAAAGCAGUUUGUUUUCUCCACUUGAUUUGAGGGCAAGCUUUAAAAAGGCAUCUGAGACAAUACAAACACCCAACGUCAGCCUCGACAGAAGCGACGCUUGCAAAGAUGCCGAGCCAGCCAGUACACUGGCAGAGCACUCCUACGCAGUUUCUUCGGGGGGAGAUACUUUUCAAGGAACACCGUGUUUUGAACAGGACAGCAGCCCUUCAUACAAGGCAGUUGAAGACCACUAUGAAAACCACCAAGCAACACCACUCAUUCAGCCAGUAAAACAAGCAUGCAGUACUCCUAAGGCAGCUUUCAAGUCCCAGGGGACUGGUUUGGCUGUAGCAAAAGCACCGGCCUCUACAGUGACCAAUGCAGAAACCCCACGUGAAGCAGUUAGUGAUCAGAGAAAUGUUUCCUUUCCAAAACCUCAGAAUAAAGCAGGAGAUUUCCAUUUGCCCAGAGAAGAGGAAAACAAAUCUGCUAAUAUCUCUGGAUCUGCAGCAAGUGUUGUUCCACCUGCUUACAACUGUAACUGCUGCGCGAAAUCAUUCAGUGACAGGGCGUUACUCAGUACUCAUCUUCAGCUCCACUCAGAGCAUCAGGAAACUUUCGUAUGCAAAUACUGCAGCAAACAAUUUGCAAAUAUAAAUAUACUGGAAAGUCAUGAACAAGUCUGUAUGAGAUCAAGUACCUUAUCUGUUCAUAAUGGAAAUGAACAAAAUUUUUCAGAUAACUAUACUGCCACGGAUGGAAGGAAUGGAAGUUCAUAUGCAAACGCAGAGCCCCUAUUGUCUGAAAACAGCAUCACUGAUUAUUCUAAUGCAAACUGCACUUUACCAGAAACAGAUCAUUUGGUUAAAGUUGUUGAUGGGCAGAUAUUAUAUACUUGUAUAGUUUGCAAACGUAGUUAUGUUACAUUGUCAAGCCUUCGAAGACACGCAAAUGUGCAUUCCUGGAGAAGAACAUACCCUUGUCACUACUGCAACAAAGUAUUUGCAUUAGCUGAGUAUCGCACCAGGCACGAGAUCUGGCACACCGGAGAAAGACGCUAUCAGUGCAUUUUCUGCCUGGAGACUUUUAUGACUUACUAUAUUCUAAAAAAUCAUCAGAAAUCAUUCCAUGCAAUUGACCAUCGUCUCUCAGUAAAUAAGAAGACAGCCAAUGGAGGCUUAAAACCAAGCAUGUACCCGUACAAACUUUAUCGUCUUCUACCUAUGAAAUGCAGGCGACUACCUUAUAAGUCCUACCGAAAUUCUGCAUAUGAAAAUGUUCAGACAAGUAGCCAAGCUAAUGAAACUGCUUCUAGUAACUGCUUCAUUCAGAGCUCUCUUAGCUCUGAGCUACCAUCACUGAAUUUUCAAAGUAGUAUUCUAACAAACAACAGAACUCUUGCCCUGGACACCUCUUCAUGUAAUGAUGCAGCAUCUUCCACAAAUACUCAGAAUUCUUCCUCUUGGGGAGUAGGUAUCUUAAAUUCUGACCUGCAAAGAGACUUUUUCACAGCUGACAAAAGAGUUCCCACUGCCGCAAAUGACUCUAGUUCUCGUGAGUAUGAUUCCUCAAUUGUGUCUUUAACUAAUGUGAAUGAAAAUUCAACCUCUGUAAUCAGUUACAGCAGUUCUGCACCCUCUGUUAUAAUGCACAGUAGCAGAGUGUCAUCGGUAAUAAUGCACAGUAAAACAGUCACUUCUGUAGAAAACAGUAAGACAGAAUCAUCUGGUAAUCUACCUAGUCAAUCUGUAAGUGAUGACAAUAAAUAUGGGUCAGAUAAUUAUGGAAAAUGCAUUACCAAACCAAAAACUAUUAAGGAGAAAAAGAAAACACUGCAAUGCACCAGAGCAGAAGCAACUGAGGAUACGCAGCACAUCCAAGGAUCUGGAGGUUCAUCUAGCAAAAUCACUAAUACUGUUCAAGAAUCAAGUAAAACUGAAACUUACAUUGCAAAGCCUGCCUUACCUGGAACAUCUACUGACAGCAAUGUUGCUCCUCUUUGCCAAAUAACAGUAAAAAUUGGUAACGAGGCUAUUGUAAAAAGGCAUAUAUUAGGAUCUAAGCUGUUUUGUAAAAGGGGCCGCAAAUCUAAACACGAGUCCAAACAGGACAAUCUAAUUGAGGAAUCAGAAAUGGAGGUAAAGGAAAGAAGCCCAUCUAGGCUCUAUAGCUCAGAGUGCCUGGAGCUGACAGAAAUGUGCGAUGAUGUAAGUGAUCAGGACUCCAGUGAUAAGCCCUGGAGACCGUAUUACAAUUACAAACCAAAAAAGAAAUCUAAACAGCUAAGAAAAAUCAAAAAGACCAAAUGGAGGAAAAAGCAUGGAAACAGAAACACCGUUAUGGAAAGUCACAGUACGUGCAGUCGAGAGUAUGCACUCAGGAAUGCUCCUGAAGAAAAGGCUGUCAGUCAAGAAGAGAAUACAGAAAUGCCCAGUCUUCACUGUGAGCUCUGUGAAAGAGAUAAAUCUUCCACCGCAGAAAUUCAAGACCAUGUACACUGGCAUGUAGCUACUUCAAAGCCUUACAUUUGUGAAUUAUGCCAAAAACAAUUUCAAAGUCCAUCCACCUUAAAAAUGCAUAUGAGAUGUCACACUGGGGAAAAGCCCUACACCUGCAAAACCUGUGGGAAAUGUUUUUCAGUUCCUGGAAAUCUACAGAAACAUGAACGUAUUCACUUAGGUGUCAAAGACUUUGUCUGCCAAUACUGUAAUAAGGCAUUCACUUUAAAUGAAACGCUCAAAAUACAUGAAAGAAUUCAUACUGGAGAAAAACGCUACCAUUGUCAGUUCUGCUUACAGAGUUUCCUGUACCUUUCUACCAAAAGGAACCAUGAGCAACGGCAUGUGCGUGAGCAUAAUGGAAAAGGAUACGCUUGCUUUCAGUGCCCCAAAAUUUGCAAGACGGCAGCUGCCCUGGGAAUGCACCAGAAGAAACAUCUAUUCAAAAGUGCAGGUCCACAAGAUAGAAAAGAACAGUUUUGCAGUGAAAGUGCUCAGCUGUUGGAAAAUCAACGUUUCCUUGGCCCAGAAGGAAGCGAAGUGAAAAAUAUACAGAAUGUAACUCCAGAAGUAAUACUCUGAGUGGCAGUUGUGCGAAAGAGAAGAAAGAUGCAAAAUUAUAUAUAUUGGAGAAAAUGUAGAUGCAUUGAAUGGGAAAAUUCCACUCUAAUUAGUAUCAUUUACUAAGAUAGCGUCUUCAUUUAAAUGUAUGUUGGUAUAUGCAAAAGGAGGAAAAUAUAUAAUACUGAAAACAGUAACUAGUAUUUGCAAUAAUACAAACUUCACAUGAAAGACCCCAAAUACUUUCACCACAAUAGACUUCUAACAUACAUACAGAGAGAAAGAAGAAAAAAUUCUGACCAACCAACCCCCUUCUAGUUAGUGUUACAAGAAACUAGCCACUGAACUAUUUUACAGUGCAGAAUCAUUAGGUUCAAAGUAUAUUCUAUAGAAGGAAUUUUUGCUGCAGAAACCGUGUAUUGCAAUUGUUUAAACAAAAAUUACUGUGUUUAUAAAAGAAAAUGUGACUUAGUGUAUUCUGAAGUGAAGGUAGGAAACGUUUCUUGAAUUUGCGUAUGCCGAAGUACAGUUGAGUUCUGGAGUGCUUUUCUGUAACUCAACAUUUACCAAACAUAUGCAGAAGCAUAAACCUCUUUUCCUUUCCAGAUUGUUUUGUAGUUAACCCUAAUAAGCAUUAAGUCUCUGAGAGCUUGUACGGAAAGUAUUCCAGAUGUAUGAUAUCUCUGAGACAUGUAAUAAAGAUUCAGUGGAACACAUGAUAGCUGGUCUUCCAAAUGGCAAAAAUUCCAAAAGAUUCAACUGUCAGGGGCCUGGUAGAGCUUUUCAGUUGCCUCUGUCUAAAGAAAAUUGUUCUUCUGAAACAGCCUAGAUUAAGGAACUCGUGAAUAUAAACUUCCACCUCCCGGUGAGUCUGCAACUCCUGUCUUUCAGAAAUACUGUUCUUCUCAGCAGAAGAAGAUUUAGAAGAAGAUUCAGAGUCUUCCUCUACAUCUUGGAAUAAUGUCUGGACAACAAAUGACAGAGCAACUCCCAAUAAGUCAUUUGAUUUUGGGAGGAAUAGGUAAACAUUCAGAUUCCUGCUUCCACAUGUAUCCCUGAGGCAGUUCCUAUAUAUAAAAAGGGAUUGGGACAGUUUGUGGGGUUCCUUGUCAUCCCCAUGCCUUAAAUGCAACAUCUAACUUCAUAUAUCCCUUCUCAGCGAUCCCAGUAAAGAUCCCAGCAUCUCGCCCCAGGCAAGCUUUGUCACGGUGUCCCUUGUCCCAACACAGUGGGCCCAGAGAGGUGCCUGCAUCAAGGUUGAUGGAGGAAGAAGUGUUUCUGCCUCCCUCAUCCUGCCAUCCCAGAAGGUUAUGGGGAGCCUUCCAGCUUCUUGUUUUGCAUUCACCGAGAAUCAGAUGGGUAGGCUUCCAGAAAACGUCACCAAAAUAAACCUUACAGUUAAUACUAUUUUGUGAAAAUGUGAUUAAUUUUAACUGAGAUUAAGAGGUUUUAAAAAAGUUAACAAGGGUAUAUGUCUACAAGUUGCAUAUUAGAUGAUAGGGCUCUUUUGUAAGGUAUUUCCAAUUAGUCAUGUACAUUCAUCUUUACAAAGUGUUUAAAACUUAAACCAGGACAAAGGUUAGUGAAUCUCAACUUAAUUCUAUGUGCAAAUAUGGUAUAUGAUUUGUUUACUUUGUUUUCUUGAAUAUUCUAAAAAAAACUAUAGCUUGGGUAUGAUAAAACUACAAUUGAAAUGAUACUACAGUAUUGAUUGAAGUAAUAAUAUAGUCCACUUAUUUAUUCUGUCAUUGGUGAAUGCUGUGAACCCUUUGAGAACUGUUUGGUUUCAUGGCAGCUUUGGUUCCACUUAAAUAAGGAUAACAGAAGAAUAAACACAGGAAAGUACAAUGAUGUUUCAAAGAAAGUACACGAAGAUAUUUUCUAAGUGGACUUGUAUGAUGAUAAUUAUAGACCAAAGCAAAUAAGGUAGAAUAUUUAUACAUAUAAAGAUAAUUUUACAAAUAUUUUAUAUAACUGUAUAGUUCAUAAGAAAAAUAUUGAUAGCUUGUGUUAGGUCUGGGGGGGUUUGUAUAUUUUGAUAAAAACACAAUGACUUUGUAACUCUGUAUAUUCUCUACAAUUUAUAGCAAAGCAGUUUUAAGAUGGCUAUGUCAUGUUUAUAGUUCAAUUGUGGCACUUUUACUACAAGUAACACGUUGCAGUAAUGAGUCUAGUAUUAAUGACCAAAUUAGAAUUAAAAUAAGUGUAACAGAAGGUAAAUACUGUACGUUGUCAAAGACUGUAAUUUGCUGCAUCUGUAUUUUUGUUUAGAAGAAAAUAUUAAAUGCAGAUGUUAAGGAUUGAUAAAGAGUCAAAUUUUAUUUUUAGAAAGAGUAAUUAUAACUGAUUUUGCUUGAUUAAAAUAACCUCUUCCUA
Molecule: messenger RNA, 6285 nt
Organism: Oxyura jamaicensis (ruddy duck)
Lineage: Eukaryota; Metazoa; Chordata; Aves; Anseriformes; Anatidae
Gene: ZBTB38
Product: zinc finger and BTB domain containing 38
Exons: 2
Coding region: 352-3930 (1192 amino acids)
Biological process (GO): negative regulation of transcription by RNA polymerase II; regulation of immune system process; regulation of cytokine production
Molecular function (GO): protein binding
Source: RefSeq, a predicted model, not a curated record